This is a messenger RNA of Daphnia magna, 1422 nucleotides long. RefSeq lists its product as uncharacterized. Lineage: Eukaryota; Metazoa; Arthropoda; Branchiopoda; Diplostraca; Daphniidae. The transcript has 2 exons. The coding region runs from base 841 to 1311 and encodes 156 amino acids. The record is from RefSeq and is a predicted model, not a curated record. Gene Ontology annotation, molecular function: protein binding.
UCAGGUUGCAAUGAUAAAUUGUUGGAAAAUUUCCCAAUUAAUGAGUUGACAGAAAUCUAGAGCAUUGUUCGGUAAACCAACGACAGUUUCACAGUGAACAAUUUGUAUGUACAGCACUUGGAUUGGGCAGGGGGUUGCACUCGUGUUCCGACAAAACGUAGCGAGUCUGCGUAUUCUAGCGAUGCAACUGACGAUGACAAUUGCGAUUUACUUUUUUAAAAGUUUUUUCAAACAAGUUUGUCUGGUUUUUGCGUUAUGUUUCUGCCCUGUUGCACUUAAAGGCUGCCUGAAUCGAUAUCAGGUGCUACUUACCGUCACACGGCAACGUAUGGGGCUUCCUGUUCAUCUGCGCUGACGGGCCAGCGCAGAUUCAAUGCCAUUUUUGUGUGUGUGUUCACAUUGUGAAAUAAUGGCAAAGGCGAAACACAAGACAUGGCUUCAUUGUUCUGCGUUUUGUUCAUUUAUUGUUCAUGGCAUUCGUUAGAGCCGUGUGAUUAUAAUCCACCAACAAUGGGAAAAUGAAAUCGACAACGUUUGCUGUAUAUGUGCUAUGGGAAUACGCGGUUCAGUUGCAACUAGAACUACUGUGUGUAUACCGCCAAGACUUCGGACUUGGCCAUGUUCCAGGAAUGCUAAUCUCCCCCGUGUAGCUGAAAAGAGACCAACGGAAGGUAAUCGAAAGGGACCCACAUUUCUUCAUGCAUGUACGACAUAGAGCUCUUGGGUCUUUCUCAUUUUGUCGUUGUAAGUCGAUAGUUUGUUCUCACCAGAUCUUGCCGCUGUGCGUCAGUGAUUGUGUAGCCAAUAGCGAGCUAUUCUACUUUUGUAUAUCUUGUCAGCAUGUCAGAGGUACCCCAUCGGUUCGUCGAGAGCAUUCGGAUGGUGUCUCGUCUUGUGGAAAAGUCUUUGUCAACCGAAUGGAUUUUAGAGAACGUGGAGCGUUUCGAAUCGCGCGUAACGGGCCUGACGUUCGAGUCGCCCGUUUUCGGUCUGAAACGGGGCGGAUACCAGUGGCAGCUCGUCAUGAAUCUGAGAGACGUUUGCAGCUCAUCGCUGUCACUACAGUUGAUAUCGUCCGUGUCUAACCGGGCUUGCGUUGCCUAUCGUUUCGGCAUUGUCAACUUGGAUGGCGACUUCGAAUACGAAGAUCAUGGACAGAUGAACUUUGAACUGGAUGUGCCCCGACAGAACCCCACCAUCCUUUUCAGUUGGAAUCAACUCAAGGAGAAGAAGCAGAAACUCUUUGUCAACGAUCAGUUGCGUAUCAAAUGUCAGAUCACGUUGCUCGAUUACGAAAACGUUGUCGUCUGAAGAAAACUUUGGACGUGUGUGUCAUUUAGUGUAUAAAGAACGUUGUAACAGCCUUGACAGCUCGAGUUGGUUUACUUUGAAGUGGCCGCCAGUUAAUCGGUUAUUUUUGCA